Messenger RNA from Musca vetustissima, 1251 nucleotides. RefSeq names its product fumarylacetoacetase (gene Faa). Gene Ontology annotation, biological process: L-phenylalanine catabolic process; homogentisate catabolic process; L-tyrosine catabolic process. The record is from RefSeq and is a predicted model, not a curated record. Bases 1 to 1251 code for a protein of 416 amino acids. Gene Ontology annotation, molecular function: fumarylacetoacetase activity. The transcript is spliced from 5 exons. Lineage: Eukaryota; Metazoa; Arthropoda; Insecta; Diptera; Muscidae.
AUGGCAGUAAGUUUUGUUCACAUCCCAGCUGGCAGCGAUUUUCCAUUGGAAAAUUUACCCUAUGGUGUAUUCUCGACAAAAUCAAAUCCCCGCAAACGUUUGGGUGUUGCCAUCGGUGACAGUGUUUUAGAUUUGAAUGGUGUUGCUUCCUUCUAUCCACCAGAAGUUCAGGAUGCUUUGCAAGCCGAGACAUUGAACAAAUUGAUGAGCCUUGGCUACACUGCCUGGCAAGUAGUUCGGGCAAAAACCCAGGAAUUGUUGUUAAAGAACUCCGUUUUGGAACAGAAUGCUGCUUUGGUACAGAGCGUCAUCGUUCCCCAAAAGGAAUGUGAAAUGCAUUUGCCUGCCGAAAUCGGCGAUUAUACCGAUUUCUAUUCGUCCAUACAUCAUGCCACCAAUGUUGGCAUUAUGUUCCGUGGCAAGGAGAAUGCUUUGAUGCCCAAUUGGCGUCACAUCCCCGUCGGUUAUCAUGGUCGUGCCAGUUCUGUGGUUGUAUCCGGUACUCCAAUCCGUCGUCCUCUUGGUCAAACUCUGCCCGUUGAUGGUAAACCUCCUGUCUUUGGUCCCUGCAAAUUGUUUGAUUUUGAAUUGGAAAUGGCCUUCUUCAUUGGUGGUCCUGGUAAUAAAUUGGGUGAACGUAUCCCCGUCGAGGAGGCAUGGAAGAAUGUUUUCGGUUUCACUUUGAUGAACGAUUGGAGUGCUCGUGACAUCCAAAAAUGGGAAUAUGUGCCAUUGGGUCCAUUUACCGCCAAGAAUUUGGGUACCACUAUUUCUCCUUGGGUUAUUCCCGUGGCAGCUUUGGAACCCUUCUUGUUGGAUAACUUCCCUCAGGAGCCAGAAGUGUUCCCCUAUUUGAAACAUCAAAAGCCAUUCAAUUUUGAUAUUAAUUUGGAAGUUUAUUUGAAACCCGAAAAUAGUACCGAAACCAAAAUUUGCAAAUCGAAUUAUAAAUAUUUGUACUGGACACCCAUGCAACAGAUUGCUCACCACACUGUGACCGGUUGCAAUGUCCGCCCAGGUGAUUUGAUGGCUUCCGGUACCAUCAGUGGUGAAACUGAAGACUCCUUCGGUUCGAUGUUGGAAUUGAGUUGGCGCGGAUCAAAGACCGUCAAUUUAAAUGACGGUACUACCCGUAAAUUCUUGCAGGACGGCGAUGAAGUCAUCAUCCGUGGCUAUUGUGAACGUAAUGGUGUCCGCCUUGGUUUUGGUGAAUGCGCUGGCAAGGUAUUGCCAGCCAUUCCUUUCCAAUAG